Molecule: messenger RNA, 2914 nt
Organism: Meleagris gallopavo (turkey)
Lineage: Eukaryota; Metazoa; Chordata; Aves; Galliformes; Phasianidae
Source: RefSeq, a predicted model, not a curated record
CUUUCUUUCUUUUAGUGUCAUCUGCAGGAGUCUAGCGAAUAGCAACUAUGGAAUAAAAAGAAAAUCACCACUUCAAAACUUGCACCUGGUUUCCCGAAGCAUACAUCAUCCCUACCACCCAAGUUUGAAAUUUCAGAGACGUCCAUUGAGGAUAUCCCUUCAGCAGUUCUCUUCUCUUAAUCGUCUUCCCCUACGCAAAACAAAACUUUUAAAUGUAAAAUAUGGAUACCAGUCCUACAGGAACUUUUGGCUAGCUAGACUGGCAUCAAGGCUUCUCAAAAUUCGCUAUCUUAUAUUGGGGUCUGCUGUAGGUGGUGGUUACACAGCUAAGAAGACAUACGAUCAGUGGAAGGACAUGAUGCCUGAUCUUGAUGAAUAUAAGUGGAUAAUUCCUGACUUCAUCUGGGAGCUUGAUGAGCAUAUUGACUUAGAAAAACUUAUCAAAGCCCUUCCUGAUGCCGAUGACCUUGCCAAACUUCUGCCUGACUUUGAGAAGAUUGGAGAGAGCUUCACCUCACUGAAAGGAAUUUUUUCUCCUGGUUACAAUUUGGUUAGUGAAGUCAUAGGAGCUUCUGAUCUACUUCUGUUGUUAGGUACUCCAGGAGAAACAGCAUUCAGAGCUACAGACCAGGGUUAUGACGGUGACAAACAGUACAAAAAGGGCCUGCUUGGUGAACUCAUUCUGUUACAACAACAAAUCCAGCAGCACGAAGAGGAGGCACGCAGAGCCGCUGGCCAAUACAACCCGGGCUCGUACCAGCAGAAGCGAAAGGUUUCUGACAAAGAGAAGAUUGAUCAACUUCAGGAAGAGCUUCUGCGCACUCAGCUGAAGUACCAGCGGAUGCUUGAGCGAUUAGAGAAAGAGAACAAAGAAUUAAGAAAACUGGUACUGCAAAGAGAUGACAAAGGAAUUCAUCAGAGAAAGUUAAAGAAAUCUUUGAUUGAUAUGUAUUCUGAAGUACUUGAUAUCCUGUCUGAUUAUGAUGCCAGCUAUAAUACUCAAGAUCACCUACCUCGAGUGGUAGUUGUUGGAGAUCAAAGUGCAGGAAAAACAAGUGUGUUAGAGAUGAUUGCUCAAGCCCGAAUAUUCCCUAGAGGGUCUGGAGAGAUGAUGACACGUUCCCCUGUCAAGGUAACCCUUAGUGAAGGUCCUCACCACGUGGCUUUAUUCAAAGACAGCUCUCGGGAGUUUGAUCUGACCAAAGAGGAGGAUCUUGCAGCUCUGAGGAACGAGAUAGAAAUCAGAAUGCGAAAUAGUGUGAAGGAGGGGUGCACUGUUAGCACUGAGACUAUCUCCUUAAGUGUGAAAGGUCCUGGUUUACAGAGAAUGGUAUUGGUUGAUUUACCUGGAGUCAUUAGUACUGUGACAUCAGGUAUGGCUCCAGAUACAAAGGAAACAAUCUUUAGCAUCAGCAAGGCCUACAUGCAGAAUCCAAAUGCCAUCAUCCUUUGUAUUCAAGAUGGAUCCGUGGAUGCAGAACGCAGUAUUGUCACAGAUUUAGUCAGCCAAAUGGAUCCCCAGGGAAAAAGGACAAUUUUUGUGCUGACUAAAGUUGAUCUUGCUGAGAAAAAUGUGGCUAGCCCAAGCAGGAUCCAGCAAAUAAUUGAAGGCAAACUCUUCCCAAUGAAAGCUUUGGGUUAUUUUGCAGUUGUUACUGGAAAAGGAAACAGCAGUGAAAGCAUUGAAUCUAUUAAAGAGUACGAAGAGGAAUUUUUUCAAAAUUCCAAGCUGUUGAAAACGUGCAUGCUGAAGGCACACCAAGUAACAACAAAGAACUUAAGUCUUGCUGUGUCAGAUUGCUUUUGGAAAAUGGUGAGAGAGUCUGUGGAGCAGCAAGCAGAUGCUUUUAAAGCCACACGUUUCAAUCUUGAGACAGAAUGGAAGAACAAUUACCCCCGGUUGCGAGAGCUUGACAGGAAUGAACUGUUUGAAAAAGCAAAGAAUGAGAUUCUUGAUGAAGUCAUAAGUCUGACUCAGGUCACACCGAAACACUGGGAGGAGAUUCUUCAGAAGACAUUAUGGGAGAGGGUAUCUACUCAUGUGAUUGAGAAUAUCUACCUUCCAGCAGCACAGACAAUGAACUCAGGGACAUUUAACACCACUGUGGACAUCAAACUGAAGCAGUGGACUGACAAGCAACUGCCAAAUAAAGCAGUAGAGGUGGCAUGGGAGACUUUGCAAGAAGAAUUUUCCCGUUUCAUGACAGAACAAAAAGGAAAAGAGCAUGAUGAUAUCUUUGAUAAACUGAAACAAGCUGUCAAAGAAGAAAGUAUUAAACGCCAUAAAUGGAAUGAGAGAGCAGAGGAUAGUCUGCGAGUGAUCCAGCACAAUGCCUUAGAAGAUCGGUCAAUAUCUGAUAAACAGCAAUGGGAUGCAGCUAUUCAUUUUAUGGAGGAGACUCUCCAAAGUCGUCUCAAGGACACUGAAUCUGUUAUUGAAGAUAUGGUGGGUCCAGAUUGGAAAAAGAGGUGGCUGUACUGGAUAGGCCGCACCAAAGAACAGAAUAUACGUAAUGAAACAAAAAAUGAACUUGAGAAGUUAAUCAAAUGCAAUGAAGAACAUGCAGCAUAUCUGGCAAAUGAUGAAGUGACAACUGUCAGAAAGAAUCUUGAAGCAAGAGGAAUAACAGUGGACCCGUGUCUGAUAAAAGACACGUGGCACCAAAUUUAUAGAAGGUAUUUCCUGAAGACUGCUUUGAACCACUGCAACCUUUGUCGAAGAGGUUUCUAUUACUAUCAACGACACUUUGUAGACUCGGAGCUUGAAUGUAAUGAUAUUGUCCUCUUCUGGCGGAUACAGCGAAUGCUGGCAAUUACAGCCAAUACAUUGAGGCAGCAGCUUACUAAUACAGAAGGUAAAGCUCACAGUGAGUUAUUUGAAAUUAAAAAAAUGUUUUACAAAGGCUUUUUUUAG